AAAGGACUUCGCUAAAAAAAAUGAAUAUAUUCCAAUUCAUUUGUGUGGUAGUGCUGUGUGUCGCAGUUGAUGUGUGUCGAAGUAUGGAAUGGUAUGAUAAUAGUGUUAUCUAUCACAUAUACCCACGUUCAUUCAAAGACAGCAAUGGUGACGGCAUCGGAGAUAUACGGGGAAUUAUUGAAGAGUUAGAUUAUUUGAAAGAAUUGGGAGUUGAUGCAGCAUGGCUUUCACCAACUUUCAAGAGUCCAAUGGCUGAUUUCGGUUAUGAUAUUGAAAAUUACUAUGAAAUUGAUCCGGUGUUCGGUACAAUGAAAGAUAUGGAAGAUCUAUUCCGAGAAGCGAAAAAAAGAAAUCUAAAAAUUAUUUUGGAUUUUGUGCCAAAUCAUACGUCAGAAAAAUGCGAUUGGUUUAAAAAGUCAGUUAAACGCGAAGGAAAAUACACGGACUACUACAUUUGGGCCGAUGGUAAGAAUAAUAACACAGAGCCCCCAAAUAACUGGGUAUCGCGUUUCUACGGCCAUGCUUGGAAAUUUAACAAAGAGCGUAACCAAUGGUAUUAUCAUGUAUUUGCCAAAGAACAACCCGAUUUGAAUCUACGCAAUCCAUUGGUGAUCAAAGAAUUAACCGAUGUUUUAGAAUUUUGGAUGAAAAAGGGUGCCAAUGGUUUUCGUAUGGAUGCGGUUGAUCGUUGGUAUGAAUCUGAACAUUUACUUGAUGAGCCUCUGAGUAAAUUGACCAACGACUCAAAUUUAUACGAUUAUACUGUGCACAUUUAUACAAGAUAUUUGCCCGAAGUAUAUGAUUUACUUUACAAAUUCCGCGAUGUUGCCGAAGAGUUUGAAAAGAAAAUGAAAAGUGAAAAAGUUCUCCUAAUGACAGAAGCGCUGGUCAAAGAACAUGAUUUUCCAAAAUUAUAUGGAAAUAGUAAUAGAAAGGGCGCACAAAUGCCAAUAAACUUUCUUUUACUUCGACACAUGGACCGAGACUCAUCGGCACAUCAUGUCAAAAAAAUUAUCGACGAUAAAAUUGCAAGUACGCCAGUAGGCGCCCGCAUCAAUUGGCACAUGAAUAAUCACGAUAAUCCACGCUCGGGAUCAACUUAUGGCGAACGAAGACUUGAUAGCUUUAUCGCAUUGUUAUUAACACUUCCAGGGAAUGUCGUCACAUAUUAUGGCGAAGAAAUCGGCAUGUCAGACGAUCGAACUAUUCCAUAUUCAGAAACGCUAGAUCCCUUAGUAACUCUUUUCGAUCCAACACAAAAUUGGAUAGCACGAUCACGCGAUGCAGCACGAACACCAAUGCAGUGGGAUGGAUCGAAACGAUUUGCUGGAUUUAUGCCUACAAAUGGAAGCAGCAAACCAUGGUUACCAGUUAAUAAGAAUUAUAAAAAGUUAAAUGUUGUCAGACAACGAAAACUUGUGCGUAGUACAUUAAAUUUCUACAAAAAGUUGGUGCAACUUCGUAAAAGACCAGCAUUUGCAUCUGGAACAUUUACUUCCAUCGUCAUAAAUGAUAGUGUAUUCGCUUAUGUCAGAGAACUUCCAGGACAGGACACUUAUUGGGUGCUAAUCAAUUUCGAUGAAAACGAAGAGCAAAUUGAUAUGAGUAGAAAGAGGGAACUAGGCAAAAAUAUGCCAAAACUAUUUAAACUGGUGGCUGUGAACCCCGAUUCACAAUAUACCAAAGGUCAAAUAGUGAAAGCUGACGAAAUUGUUAUAAGAAAAUACGAUGCCAUUAUUUUGAAAUCAGCGGAUAAGAAAGUGAAUCAAGAAAGAGGAAUGUAAAGAGAGAAUUGU
Contarinia nasturtii (swede midge) is the source of this 1796-nucleotide messenger RNA. RefSeq names its product maltase A1-like. The coding region runs from base 21 to 1784 and encodes 587 amino acids. The transcript has 7 exons. Lineage: Eukaryota; Metazoa; Arthropoda; Insecta; Diptera; Cecidomyiidae. Gene Ontology annotation, biological process: carbohydrate metabolic process. The record is from RefSeq and is a predicted model, not a curated record.